AACUCGACAAUUGCAUUGUAAUUGAUACCAGUGCACAUGCUUUCUUUUGUCACAAUUGCGCUGUUAAUUGGUAGUCGGAGAAUGUUGUGAUUACUUUUCUCACAACAGCGUCCUAAUCCGAUCCUGUAAUAUUAAUUUUACCUUAACAUAAUCUCCUGUUCUAAGUUCUGUAAUUUCUGAAACUGAAAGUUUUAAUCUUCCGCCAAACUAAGAUGGCUUACGCUGCUCUUGUUUCACUUGGGCAAACGCUUGUUCAGCUUCUGAAACAGCAUCAGUUUUCCCUUGAAGAAAAACCACGACUUAAAUCUCUCCUUAAACACGUGAAGUUCUUGCAAGCAUUUCUUGAAGAGUUCCCUGAGAAAGCCAACAAUUUGGAAGCUCGAAUGAGGGAUGCAGCAAAUGAAGCUGAGGAUAUUCUUGAGUACCUACUGUUUGAAGAAAUUCUCAGCUUGGAUUCAAAUGGAGGAACCCCGACUUUUGAUCUUUCUCCCUAUCGAAGUCGCAGGUCCGAAGCCCAUAGGUUUCAGCGCAAGUUUCAGAAGCAGUAUCAGAAGCUACCGGGAGUAGCUGAUGAUUUCAAAUCUAUUGUAGAAGAGGUGGUGGAAGCUAAGAGCAGCCUUGGAGUCCAACACCUCCAACUCACCGACUCUUCUCGUCCUACAUCAGCACCGAUGCAACUGAGUGAUUCUUUUGCUCCUACUUCAUCAUCAGUGCUUGCGCCCGCCAAAAAUGAUGCCAUGGUUGGAUUUGAAGAUGACUUGAUGGCAAUAAAGACUCGGCUUUGUGGAGAGUCGCGCAACCUGGAGUUCGUUCCAAUCUAUGGCAUGGGUGGCAUUGGUAAAACAACUCUUGCUAGAAAUGCUUAUGAUGAUAGAUUGAUUAUACAACACUUUGAUACUCGUGCUUGGCUUACGGUGUCACAAGAUUAUAGCAUACAAGAGAUGCUUUUCGCUAUUAUAGAUUCCAUCAAUGCAUUCAAUGAGACGUUUGAUGAAAAAAAGCAUAGCUACGAACGUAUGGCAGAACAUGCGUACAAAGGUUUGAAGGGUAGGAGGUAUCUUGUGGUGCUGGAUGAUAUUUGGAGUACCAAGGCAUGGGAUGACAUGAGGAGGAUAUUUCCUGAUGACAAUAAUGGUAGUCGGAUCAUAUUAACCACAAGGCUACAAGAUGUGGCUGCUUAUGCCGACCCUUCCAGCCCUCUUCAUGAGAUGCACUUCAUGGAUAUGGAUCAAAGCUGGAAUCUACUUCGGCAGAAAUUGUUCAAAGAAGAACCAUGUCCUUCAGAGCUGGAGAACAUUGGAAAGAUGAUUGCAAGAAGCUGCAAAGGACUCCCCCUUGCUAUUAUUGUAAUUGCAGGACUUCUAUCCACAGUCAGUCAGACUCAAACUUCUUGGGAGGAUAUAGCAGAAAAGGUAAAUUCAGCUGUCACUGCAAAUGGUGAGGAAUUUGCCAAGAUUUUAUCUUUAAGUUACUCCCACCUGCCUCAUCAUUUGAGGCCAUGUUUCCUAUACAUGGGAGCUUUUCCUGAAGACCACGAGAUCCUUGUCGCCAAACUAGUCAAGUUAUGGGUGGCUGAAGGCUUUAUGAAACCAAGUGUAUCUAAAAGCUUUGAAGAGCGAGCAGAAGAAUAUUUGGAGGACCUUGUCAAGAGAAGUCUUGUUUUGGUUACUAGGAGAAAAUGUAAUGGCAAAAUCAAAAGUUGUGGCGUCCAUGAUCUGGUACGUGACUUGUGUAAAAGAAAAGCUCAGGAAGAGAAGUUCCUUCUAAAUGCUACAGAUAGGGUUGGUAACAAAAUUCUUUUAGAAAGCAUGAAAGAUCAGCACCGUCUGAGUAUUUGUCCCUCUAGUCUGACUGUUCCCCCCAGUCUGACUCUCCUUUCAAAUAUUUAUAGCCCUAUUAUCCGUACCAUUUUGUGCUUUCAGAAUUGUCAAAGUUUUCCAAGUUCUUUAAAAAGUUUUAGAUUGCUGAGGGUACUGGAUGUUCUGAAGCUAAUAGUGAUGGAGUUCCCUGCCCAAGUACUUGAGCUAUUUCAUUUAAGAUAUCUUGCUUUCAGCUAUGGGUAUAAAGGUGAUCUCUACGUUCCCGCUUCAAUAUCAAAACUUCAGAAUCUUCAAACCUUAUUCAUUUUUCCAUAUUGGAGGAACAAUGAAGAUUGUAGUUGUAGAAUACAUUUUCCAGCGGAAAUUUGGAGGAUGGCACAAUUAAGACAUCUGGUCUCCUUCAUUUUAGACCCCUUACCUAGUCCUUGUUCCAAAUCUUUUUCUCUUGAAAACCUGCAAACACUGGCUCUAGUAGCAAAUUUUAAAUGUGCCAAAAGGAUCGGGCAAAUAUUUCCAAGCCUAAAAAAGUUGGGACUCAUUUACAAUAGAGAUAGAAUAUUUUUGCAAGUCUAUCAACUCCACAAUCUUAUCCACCUGCGUCAACUUGAAAAACUGAAAAUCUGUAUAGGGAGCUAUUGGGACCGUCAUCCUUUGUGGGAAAAGCUUGCUUUUCCUACAACACUGCAAAAGUUAACCUUGAGUGGUUGUGUGCUUUCCCAGCAAGAUAUGGCGACUGUAGGUUCAUUGCCAAAUCUUCAUGUGCUGAAACUGAGAAGAUGCUCUUUUAGGCGUGGCAAAUGGGAAACAACUGAAGGAGAAUUUCCUCGACUGAAGUUUCUGCAAAUCGAAAGUGAAAAUCUCAAGCAUUGGGUAACAGAUAGCAGUCACUUUCCGAACCUUGAGCGCUUAGUGCUUCAUGAUUGUGGAGAACUAGGUGAGAUUCCAGAUGGUAUUGGAGAAAUUCCAACACUUGAGCUGAUUGAGGUGCCACACUGGCCCAAAUCUCUUGUGGACUCGGCCAUGCGGAUAAAAGAGGAACAACAAGAAUCUGGAAAUGAUUUCCUUCAAGUUCGGGUGGCGUGGUAGCAUGUUGCUUAUGGAAUAUUCAUUCAUAAAGUCUCAUCUAAGGUUAGGCAUUGGAUCUCCUUCUACAUAAAAGUUAAUCAGUUCAAGUCUUUUUAGGUUGUUUCCCUUAACACUGUGUCUCUUUAUUACAUUGAACUUGAUGUUUCUUUGCAUUGUUUUUCCUUUUCCCUUUAUUAUGUUGAUCUUCAGCAAUUACUCUCAUCCAUUUUCACUUCACUUGCUAGUGCUUAAAGGAAAAAGUUGAUACGUUUUGUACUAUAUAUGUCUGCCUGUGCGUAUGACUUGUGGUCUGUUGUGAUGAUGAAGUCUAUAAUCUCCCAAGGAUGCAUAAAUCAUACAGCAGCCAACAUAAUGAAGGCACUGGAAUUGGAAUCGGAAGAACGAUUAGUUUCGGAUACUCCUCUAUAAAUAGGGAACUCGCCCCCAGGCGAAAAGUUGGCUAUUAUUCUGUUGCUCUUCUAUUGCUUUGAUAAACACGAUUUAUCUUUAUUUUUCAUCGUCAUGUUUCAUUCUCUUUAACCCUUUUUAUUAUUUUGGAUUA
Messenger RNA from Sesamum indicum (sesame), 3447 nucleotides. Lineage: Eukaryota; Viridiplantae; Streptophyta; Magnoliopsida; Lamiales; Pedaliaceae. The record is from RefSeq and is a predicted model, not a curated record.